Symbiodinium sp. CCMP2592 is the source of this 1590-nucleotide messenger RNA. The record is from the annotation of a GenBank genome assembly. Lineage: Eukaryota; Dinophyceae; Suessiales; Symbiodiniaceae.
AUGGCCACGUUUUUCCUUGUCUUCUUUUUUGGGCAACAGCUUUCUUUGGGGCUGUGGUCUCCGUCUGUUUGGAUAGACAGGUUGUGCAUCCAUCAGACAGAUCUGGAGCUGAAAGCCGAACAAAUCAAGUCAGUGCCCACCUUCGUUGCACGCUCCUCCCGCAUGCUCAUCCUUUGUGACGGAUCUUACUUUGAGAGAUUGUGGUGCAACCUAGAGCUGGCUACUUUUGCUCGGCAUGGAGGUGUGGAGAAAGUUGAUGUGUUGCCUCUCUGGCUUGCUCCCUGGCUGCUCUGCAGUAUCUCCCUCGAACUCCUUUGUGCCAGCUUGAUGGAUGCUUCGCAGCUUGUGUUCCCGAAUUGGAUGUUAGCUUGGGACAAGGGUGUCAUGGGGCUGGCUGCGACACUUGUGGGAGACAACCCAAUCAUUCUGAGGUUUGUCGGAUGGCUUGUCAUUUGGAUGAUUUCCUCAAUCGCCACGCUCCCGGCCUCUAUACCCAGCUUCUUCUCCUUCCGCAUGAAGAUUCGGCAUCACCAACUUAUCCUGGAUCAAAUGGCAGACUUCGACGUCCGGGCGGCAAGUUGCUCUGAGCCUUCAGACCGGGAUGCCAUCGAGAAGCAACUGCAGGAGAUUUUUGGCGACCAGGAGUCGCCCACUCUCGGUUCUGCUGUGGAUGAAGGCGAGGUGAAGGUUCAGCGCUUUGUGAGCUACCAGGCGGACGAGGACCCGCUGGAUCGCUUCAAUGCCUACGUUCGAGGUGUCCUUCGUGACAUUGUCAUGACGCAGAUCGGCGACGAAGUCCAUGUGGCGUGGCCGCUGUGUCUGACCACCUGCCUACCUAUGAUCUUGUAUUCCUCUGUGAAUGUGCUUGGCUGUGAUAGCGGUUCUUGUGAUGAAUCUGCACGGACAGGGGGGUUUACCUCGACGCCCAUGUAUUUCUUGUGCAACACAUUGGGUUGGGCACUCAUCAUCCUAUUGACAUUCCCGCUUACCUACCCAGUCAUGCUCAGGAUGCUGAAGUGCGCUCUGUCCUUCGGCGACGGUCUAGUGCCGCGCUCGGCAGCUUUCUUGUGCUGCUUCCUGGCAUAUGAAUACACCUAUAUUUGUGGCGGCUUGAUCUGGGGCUCAUGGCUUCCUGCUGUGCAGGACCCCUCCGCAACUCAACUCACAGUUUUCCUGCUGGUGAUGAUCUUCUUGGUCACACAGUGUGUCUGCUUGUUUUACAGAUGGGAAAGGCAAGGCCAGGAAGCCCUGUCAUCGUGUCGCUGUGACCAAGAGCUGCAGGAUCAGGGCAUCUCUGCCCUUACCAGCCUGUGUGACACGCUCGGCCGGGCCUCUGUCGCGACGCGGCUAGGCGCGAUCGAAGCUAUCCUGGGGGCUAUGAAAUGCGCUGGGUUCGGAGAAACGGAGGGUCGCAACAUCGAGCUCGGAUGCAUCAUCCUUUGCAUGUUCUGCGAUGAUGCCAAGCUUCGCCGGCACGUGCAGAAAGCGGGUGCGGUGAGCGUGGCCAAGAAGGUGAUCAACAAGGCCAGGAACCUUGACGUCCAGCGGUGGGGCUGCGAACUGCUGAGGUGCAUCACGCAGACGCAGUAG